CCUAUCAGUGCCCGUCAGUGCUGCCCAUCAGUGCCACCUAACAGUGCCAGUCAGUGCCGCCUAUCAGUUGUCUAUCAGUGCCACCUAUCAGUGCCCAUCACUGCAGCCUCAUUAGCGCACAUCAGUGAAGGAGAAAUAUCACUUAUUUACAAAAUUUUACAACAAAAACUAAGAAAAAACUUUUUUUUUUUCAAAAUUUUCUGUUCUUUUUGGUUUGUUUAGCAAAAAAUAAAAAACCCCGAGGUGAUUAA
Staurois parvus is the source of this 251-nucleotide messenger RNA. The record is from the annotation of a GenBank genome assembly. Lineage: Eukaryota; Metazoa; Chordata; Amphibia; Anura; Ranidae.